AUGAGGGGAUUUUUGUCUCUAGGUUUGGCCACCUCGGUGGUGGCAUCCAUCGCGUCCACACGGGGUGCCUCGAGCGUUGCAGUCUCACUUAGUCCAGCAGCGACAACUGUGACGACGGGCUCAUCCGCAGCGCCGCCUCUCUUUUCCGGUGAAGCUGUGCAGCUCACGGACGAAGUCCUGGCAAAGGUCGCUGCUGCACUCAAGAACGAGACUCUGUCGCGGGUGUUUUCAUUUGGGGCAACCAACGCGACUGUCAACGGUACUCGUCACAGCUGCAAGUUCAUGCCAGGCGAUGCGGCGUGGCCCGCUGAGUCGACCUGGGACAUCUUUGAUCAGCUGCUCGGCGGAAGCCUGUCCAAGCCUGUGCCUCUGGCCGCCUACUGCUACCCGGACUGGCCGCAGUAUGAUGCUGAAAAGUGCUCGGAGAUCACCACGGGCUGGUUUAGUGGUUACUAUCAUGACCCGAGCUCUAUCAUGCUCCCGCUUUAUGAGGGCCGCUCAUGCAUGCCCACUGGAUAUAACUGGACCGACACCUGUACGCAGGGUGGCUAUCCGACGUAUGUCGUCAACGCAUCCACCGCUGCUCAGAUUCAACUGGCCGUGAACUUUGCACGAAACCAAAAUCUUCGCCUUGUGGUCAAGAACACUGGUCACGAUUUCAACGGCAAGCCGUCUGGCAAAGGCGCCCUGUCUAUCUGGACUCACCAUCUCAAAGACAAGGCAUUCUACCCGACCUUCAGAGCCGACAAUGGCUAUACUGGUCCCGCCAUGAAACUAGGCACCGGUAUCCAGGCCUACGAGGCAUAUGAGUUUGCCAAGGAGUCCAGCGUGACAGUUAUCGGAGGUGAAGGUGCCACCGUCGGUGUGGCUGGUGGUUACACCUUCGGUGGGGGCCACUCGCCAUUGAGCAGUCUGUAUGGCAUGGCGGCGGAUCAGGUGUUGGCCUUGGAAGUUGUCUUGGCCGAUGGCCGGUUUAUCACUGCCACUUCCAAGCAGAACGCUGAUGUUUUCUGGAUGCUUCGCGGUGGUGGUGGCAGCACGAUCGGUGUCGUGACGUCUCUGACCGUUAAGGCGUACCCGAAGCUGCCCACUACAACUGUCACGUUUAACUACACGAUCAGCGAUGCUCCCAAUGAUGACGCGUUCUGGUCCGCCUUCGGUGCCUACCUGGAUAACUUCGAAAGACUGGUCGAUGCUGGGUCAUACGGGUACUAUUACCUGGGUGCUUCGGACCUUGAAUUCGGGACGAGUUAUAUAGGCGACACCGACUACUACUUCCGCAUGGAGUCACUCGUCGCGCCGAACAUGAGCAUCUCCGAGACGAAGACGCUCCUCCAGCCUUGGUUCGAUGCUCUCGAUGAGCUGAACAUCACCUAUAGCGACCCGUGGUAUAACCACGCCGACAAUUUCCACGAUGUCUGGGAGGUCGCUUUCCCCUUGGAAAGCGUCGGAUCCGAUGUUGUGAAGACGGCUUCCCGUCUGCUGCCUCGCAGCGUCUUCGAAACCGAAGAACUGCGGAACCGGAACUUGCUCGCCCACAAGGACGCCAUCGAAAAGGGCCUGUUCAUUGCCGGGUUCCACAUCAGUGGCACGGGUCUCGCUGUCGAGCUCCCGAAGGACAACGCGGUCUUGCCGGCAUGGCGCGAUGCUCUGGCUCAUGUCAUUGUCGGAUCUGAGUGGAACUUCACCUCCAGCUGGGAGACCGUCUACAACUACUCGAUCUUUGUGACGCAGUGGAUGGACGUGCUGCGCGAGCUGGCGCCCGACUCCGGCGCAUAUAUGAGCGAGGCCGACCUCCUAGAGCCCAAUCUGCAGGAAGCCUUUUACGGCGUCAACUACCCUCGUCUGUACGCGUUAAAGCAGAAGUACGACCCGACGGGCUUGUUCUUUGCUCUCACUGCCGUUGGAGCGGAGGACUGGGAGGUCCAGACGACGGACCCUCUUCCGUAUUCGUGGAAUAACAACGGGCGGUUGUGUCCCAAGUAA
Molecule: messenger RNA, 1986 nt
Organism: Aspergillus heteromorphus CBS 117.55
Lineage: Eukaryota; Fungi; Ascomycota; Eurotiomycetes; Eurotiales; Aspergillaceae
Product: FAD binding domain protein
Exons: 5
Coding region: 1-1986 (661 amino acids)
Molecular function (GO): oxidoreductase activity; FAD binding
Source: RefSeq, a predicted model, not a curated record